Molecule: messenger RNA, 4890 nt
Organism: Eriocheir sinensis (Chinese mitten crab)
Lineage: Eukaryota; Metazoa; Arthropoda; Malacostraca; Decapoda; Varunidae
Product: complement factor H-like
Exons: 25
Coding region: 155-3919 (1254 amino acids)
Source: RefSeq, a predicted model, not a curated record
AAGCAAGAGCAAAAAAAAUGGAUUAAUCUAACCAGAGCAAAUAACGGGAAAAAAAAAGAACAGAUCAUUCAAGUCACCGAGCCUCCGUUCCCUCCCUCGCCAGGUGGUCUGCGAUACGAGUAACGGCUACACGCUGGUGCUCAGACUCGUACGGAUGAAACAAAACCUCGAGCUCGGCAAACAGGGUUCUCAGUACCCUCAGGGCGAUCAUGAAUCGUACCUCAUCGGUGAGAAUUCGUACUUCAUCGGAAUGAACAACUUGACCGCCUUCUUCUACGACAGGGACACCGAGAAACGCUACUACGCACUGCUCGUCAGAUUAACGCGUUUUUUGCACACCACACCGGAGGAAUACCUGCUCUACGACAAUCUCUACAUCAACCCCGAAGGAAGGCUGGAGACACUCGGCGCCUACCAUGGCAACACAGGGAAUGACCGCCUGAGGGCAUUGGAGGGUCAGCCCUUCUGCUUAGAGGACAACAAGAAUUGCUAUUGGGGCAUGGCAGACAAGAUGAGGGUGAGUGCUUCGUGUGCUAAGUACAACGCAACGCUGGCCUACAUCACGGAUUUCGCCGACCUGAACGAGACCAGUGAUGCCGUGGACGAAGUGGCGUACCUGACCGGCUACUUUGUCACGAACCCGAAGACCUACUUCCCCCCCGUGACAGACAACAUGCCUAUUCGGAGUGAAAUGGAAGAGAGCGAGACGGGAGCCGGAUUGCAUCAGUGCGUGACCGUGAAAAGGGACAAAUACUUCAUAAGCGAAUACUGCCACAAUAGAAUGAGCGUCAGCUGCAUGUACCCAGCCUCGUGUCCGCCUGGGUUUAAACUGGUGGGUGUUCGUUGCUAUCACUUGGUGGAGGAGUCUUCAGGUGACACAACCUUUCUGGACGCCCUCGCCAGGUGCAACAGGAACGGGUCCGGACUCGCGCACCCAGUAACACGCCAGCAAAUGUCCGAGGUCGCUUGGUUCGUGAAGGUGACUGUGGAUUGGAACAAACACCCGGAGGACUUCGUGGAGGUGGCCAUUGGACUUAAUGUGGCAUUCGGGGACCCCUCGCUGGAUGGAAUGUACGAAGUGGAGAAAGAGGUGUGGCAGGCCGUGAACAAUUCCGGGGUAAACGGGAAGGGGCACCUGUACCUCACCGUGCACAAGAACGAGACCUGGGAGCUCACCGCCACCGACUUCAACUCCACCGCCGCUCUUUCCGUCUGCGAAUUCCACGGCCUGCUCGGUUGCUUGACGCCUCCCCCGCCGGCACCUGAACACGCUGUAACAGAAAGGCGCUUCGGGAACCUUACCAUUCAUGAACUUGCAACCUACACCUGUGAUCCGGGUUUCUUCGUGGACGGUGAGGUCGGGAAAAAGGUGCAAAAUCGCUCCUGCCACGGCCAACUCGGGGGAUGGGCGCCGCUUGAACCUCUUUCCCAGUGUAUCGGUGUCGUGGUGUGCAACGAGACCCUGCCGAUGCACCCUCACAUGACCAACAAUACAAGUGACUCGAUACACCCGGGUUAUGAGACGUACUGGAUCGACUACGUGUGUCCCAAAGGAAUGGCCACGGCGGACGGAGAAAUGGUGCAACGGUUCAACUGCAAGGAAUACAACGGGGCCUACAAAUACAAUGGGGAGCGUGAGCACGUGGAGGAGUGCAACCAGUGCCUCAACAACCCUUACGACACUGUGGCUAACUCCAAGUCGAAAUCGAACGCUGGGCCGUGGAUGGUGGAUAGUAAGGUGACGGUGGAAUGCAUGGACGGGUAUCUGGUGGACAACACGCACGAGCAGCAGGUGGUUUGCACUGUCACGGGAUGGAAAGGGAAGGAGUGCAAGAAAGUGUGUCUUGACGAGCCUGAGGUGGCCAACGCAACGACAGACUGGAGCGACACCAUGUGGGAAGUCGGCGAGAUGAUCAACGUCACCUGCAACAAUGGGUUCUUUGUCCCCAAUGAGAUAAACACGAGGCGAACGAUGGAGUGUACUGACGAUGGUUGGGAGAAUCUAGAAGGCUGCGUCCAAGGGUGCUUGGGUAAUCUCAAGGUGGGCAACGCGACGGUGGAUCAAGGCACAAUGUGGGAAGUGGGCACCAAAAUCACGGCCACUUGCAUCGACGACCUCCUCUUCGUGAGCGCCAAUGCCUCGACGCUGAAGGUGGCGUGUACCGAGAACGGCUGGGAGAAGACGGAAGGGUGUUUGAAAGUGUGCGAGGGGAAACCUGAGGUGGCUAAUGGAACUACGGACUGGAGCUCCGGCAAAGUGUGGCCCGAUGGUUCCCACGUCAAAGGCACCUGCGACCCGGGCCUCCACCUGUACCCUAGCGCCGAGAACGAGCAAAGGAUAGCCUGCACCUCCGAGGGCUGGCAGAACGCGACCACCUGCGAACAAGUGUGUUUUCAAAGCCCGGAUUUGGCGGACGAACACGCAUUUUGGGACGGCAACACAGACAAUGGGCGACUGGGGGACGAGGUGCCAGCCAGGUGCUAUUCCAACUACUACAACGCAGGAGCACUCAAUGAGACCAAUACCAUCGUCCGCUGCAACCCCAAUGGCUGGGAAGCUGUCCAUCCCUGCGUCCUGUCGUGCAGAGUGCCACCGACCUUUAAUAACCUGAACAUCACGUGGGUGGACAGGGAGCCGGGGACACUAAAUGAUGAGGUGUGGUUUGACUGCCCAAUAGGUUACCGCAACAGUAAGAACAUGACCCUAAACACCACCCUCGUCCGCUGUACCAAAGACGAGUGGAAGCAUAUGGAUACCUGCCUGCAAGUUUGCGAGGAAGACCCAGACACUGCCAACAGCAAGAUAGUGUGGGAACCUGGCCACCUCGGGGUUGUGCUGAGCGAAGUAGCUGCCAAGUGUCAGGCGGACCACUUUAGCAACAAUACCCUCACAGACAACACAACCAAGGUGCAGUGUAAUGCCGGAGUGGGCUGGGUCGUCACACAUCCCUGUGUUCAAGUGUGCGGUGAGCCCCCAAACUUCGGUAAUGUGUCCGUGGACUGGGGGUCGCGUGGGCCGAAAAGGAUAGCCGAUAACGUAACCCUGAACUGCCCUGACGGUUACCGCAACAACGACACGAUCAUGGCCUCCACCACCACUGUCAGCUGCACUCCAGACGGCUGGGCCCACCUGGACUCCUGUGCCAAAGCAUGCACAGUGGACCCAGACGCGGAUGCUACGAACAUAGAGUGGGGGGCAGGCAGCGUGGCAUUUCUGGAUACGGAGCUAACGGUGGAGUGCCGUGAGAACUUUUACAGCAACGAGACUCUCAACGGUACCACCACUCAAGUACAGUGUGUCGAGACCGGCUGGUGGGUCGUGCAUCCUUGUGUGAGAGUGUGUACCAACAGGCCAGACUUCGGGAACGUGACCUUGGAAUGGGACAAUGAGAGGGAGCCCGGGCGAGAGGGUGACAUGGUGACGCUUGCCUGCCCUGAGGAACGCCGGAGCAACACAACCCUGACCUCUCACAACACGACGAUCCUCUGCACCCCCGACGGCUGGGUGGACGUCGACCCGUGCGUGGAAGUGUGCCUCCUGGAAGAUCUAGGAGGCAAAACCCUAUCGGAGGAGGAGGACGGGGUAGGCGUGUGGAAGGUGGGGGAGGAGGCUCGGCGGCACUGCCCUGACGAUCUGCUCACCGCCAACACCACCGAGAACGUGACCUCCUACGUGUGUACCGAGGACGGGUGGAACGUGACUGACCCCUGCGUGGCGGUGUGUCGCGAGAGGCUCAACGUCAUCAACGCUGAUUCCAACUUCGACUUAAGGACAUGGACGAAGGGGCAGGAGCUUCUGGUGGUGUGUCUUCGUGAUCAUCGUGUCUCCCCCGGCAUUGACAACUACACCGUCCCCUGCACCGAGACAGGCUGGCUUAACUUCACCGCCAAUUGUUCCUAUUGUGAGUAUUUCCUUUGACCUUGUUGGUGUUUCUAGGAUGUUUUUUUUGCAAUGUUUUAUGAUGUUUCAGGAGUGUAAUUGUAUAGUCUUUUACAUUUUUUUUUACAGUUUACAUUCAUUUAAGAUUACUACAUUUAAGAUUGAAUUUUAAUCUUAAGGAAAUUAUUAUCUGAGCUCACUAACCUCUUUUUUUCAGGAGUAUCAUUAUAUUUAUACUAAUGAAUGCUAAUUUAAGUAUGUUUCUAUGUGUCUUGAAAUUUAUAUAUAUACAUAUGCGUGUGAUUCUUUGUGUGUGCGAGUAAUUCAUUAUAUUUACAAGAAUGAAUGCUAAUUUGAGUGUGUUUCUAAGUGUCUUGAAAAUUAUAUAUAUAUGUAAUUAUUUCUGUGUGCUAGUUAUGGUCAUCUUACUUUAAAAUCUGAAUGAGUCAAAGUGUGUUGCUCAAUGAGUCUGUUGUGUGUGUUGCUGAAUGAAUGAAUCUUUGUGUGUGUUGCUGAAUGAAUGAAUCUUUGUGUGUGUUGCUGAAUUAAUGAAUCUUUGUGUGUGUUGCUGAAUGAAUGAAUCUUUGUGUGUGUUGCUGAAUGAAUGAAUCUUUGUGUGUGUUGCUGAAUUAAUCUUUUCAUGUGUGUUGCUAAUGAGUCUUUUGGUGUGUUACCUAAUAUGCUGCUUUAUGAACUAACACAUUUUUUUUCUUCAGAGGACGGAUGUCGACGAUAUUAAUGUAUGCUAACUAAUCCCAUAACACCAUCAUCAUCAUCAUCAUCAUCACUAUAUCUUUGUCUUCUCCUUCAUUCUCUCUUUAAUCUUGAACUGUUCUUGUGUGAAUGUGUGUGUGAAUGUUUUCACUGAUGAUAUAGUCUGGGUCACUAGUAUUGUAAACUUUGAAAUAUAUGUAUAACUUGUAAUGUUUGUAUUGUUCUUAUUACUUUGAAAUGUAUAACGUCUUGUGAUAAAGUUGUAUGUUUCUACUGAAAGUGUAAAUCAUCCUUAA